This is a messenger RNA of Schistocerca americana (American grasshopper), 2222 nucleotides long. RefSeq names its product serine protease filzig-like. The record is from RefSeq and is a predicted model, not a curated record. Gene Ontology annotation, biological process: proteolysis. Gene Ontology annotation, molecular function: serine-type endopeptidase activity. The coding region runs from base 88 to 2118 and encodes 676 amino acids. The transcript has 12 exons. Lineage: Eukaryota; Metazoa; Arthropoda; Insecta; Orthoptera; Acrididae.
UCGCCGCGGCCGCCAGGAGGGGGCAACCGCGCCGCAGUCGCGCUUGCAGUGUUGUGCAGGAACCGCGGCUGUCCACACGGGCCUACCAUGGCGGGACACACACAGACGCGGAGGCUGGCGCUGUGCGCGGCCUUGCUGGCGUGCCUGGCGGCGACGGCGGCGCCCGCUGCCGGGCAGUCGCGCAGCCAGCGGCAGGAGCAGGCGGGCGCGCGCAGACACCCCGGCUCGCCGUGCCCGCGCGUCUUCACGUACGAGGGCGACGCGGCCGAGCCGGACCGCUGGUACGGCACCGUCAUGCUGGCCACGGACGAGCCGCUCAUCGGCAUCCGACUCGACGUGCAGCUCGACAAGCCGGCCAAGAUCCUGGGCAACUGGGAGGGCGAGGUGUCUACGCGGGACAACGUGCGCUACACCAUCCUCAACCUGCAGACGCGGCUGCGCCCGGGGCCGCCCCGCGCCGUCCGCAUCUUCGUGCGGUACGGCGAGCGAGACCCCGUGCCCAGGCUGCGCUCCAUCGCGCUCAACGGCCGCCGUAUCUGCCCCGAGGACAGCGCCGCCGACUCCGGAACGAGCGGCAGCCGGCAGACUACUCGUCCGCCGUACGUGAGUUCCGGUGGCGGCGGCGGCGGCACCAGCGGUGGUGGUAGCGGCGUCGGCGGCGGGGGUGGAGGCGGAGGAGGCGGCGGGAGCAGCGUGGUGUACGAGGAGCCGAGCCCUGUGCGGCCCUCCGCCGGCGCGGACCCGCUCAACAACGAGGGCGGCCGCUACACCACGCCGCGCAGGCCCUCCGACCCGUACGGCAACCGGCGCCCUGUGGAGCCCGACCCGCUGUCGGAGAGCGGCUUCCAGCGGCCCUCGUCUGUUGACAGGGACAGGACGACGAGGCGGCCCCAGGUUUCGGUGCUGCCCGUCGGAGGAGUCGGCAGCGGCGACCGCAGACCGCCGGCCAGGCCAACGGCGGAUCCAUUCGGCAGCGGAAACCGCGAGGAUCGCACGACGCGCCGGCCCGACCCCUUCGACGAGGACCCCUACCUCAACCGCAGGACGACGGCCGCCACGCCACUGUCUUCGCGCCGGCCGGCCACCGCCGCCCCGCUGCCGUUCCACAACGUGUGGGAGGAGGGGGAGGAGGGCUCGCGGCAGCCCGCCGGCGAGGCGACGACCCGCCGCCCGGGGCCGGGCCAGAGGCCGCCGGACGCAGAGUGGAUCACGCCGGACGUGGGCGGCGCGGCGCGGCCCAGGCCGACCAUGCCCACCACCACGGAGGGCCGGCGCACCACGCGCCAACCCCAGCACGAUGACGGCUCGGUGCGCUGCGGCACGGUGACGACGCAGGCGACGCCGCUGGUGACGAACGGCCAGCGCACGACGCGCGGCCAGUGGCCGUGGCACGCGGCGCUCUACCAGUCCAAGAACAUCGACCUCAGCUACAAGUGCGGCGGCUCCCUCAUCAGCCGCAGCACCGUCGUCACAGCGGCUCACUGCGUGACGACGCGUCCCACAGACCGGCCUGUGGAGGCCGACAGUCUGCUAAUCUUUGUGGGCAAGUACCAUCUCAAACUGUGGAGCGAGGGUGGAGUGCAGGACAAACAGGUGUCUUCUGUGUAUGUCCAUCCAAUGUACAACAGUUCCACCUUCAAUGCAGACAUUGCACUGCUGAUUCUGUCAAGUCCAGUGGACUUCACAACAUUUGUGAGGCCUGUCUGCCUUUGGGGCUCUGCUAACACCGACAUACAGUCUCUUGAGAACACAGAAGGAUAUGUUGUUGGAUGGGGCUUCGAUGAAAAUGGUCGAGUAACAGAGGACCUCAUGAUGGCCAAGAUGCCAGUUGUGUCACAGCAGACCUGCCUCUGGAGCCACCCACAAUUUUUCUCUCACUUCACCUCCAACAGGACAUACUGUGCAGGUUUCCGUAAUGGAACUAGUGUAUGCAAUGGAGACAGUGGUGGGGGCAUGGUGUUCCCUAUGACAACUCGUGAUGGUGCACGAAUCUGGCAGCUCCGUGGGAUUGUAAGCAUAAGUGUCAGCAAGGAAGAUAGAGUGUGUAAUACAAGUCACUAUGUUGUGUUCACUGAUGUAGCCAAGUACCUGGAUUGGAUCCGGAAAUACAUAAAAUAAGAAAUAAAAAAUUCACUUCCAUUGUUUGAUAUGUAACUGGACCUGUUUUCAGUCCAAAAAUCUCAGCCCAUGAACAAACUCUAAUAAAUUCUUCAUUAAAACAA